CAAUAGCGAUAUCUCAUGUUAAUAUAUCCUCCACUUUCAAUAUGCAAUCAUUCAUUUCGGAAUGAUUCUGGAUUAUUUGUUGCCAUGGGACGCAAGAUAAACUACAUAGGUAGUUAGUUGGUUGUAUGCUGGUAGGUGCAGUAAGAACGAUGCCAGUGGAGACUGAAGAUGUACAGGCACGAGAGAAUAACAUGUGAACGCAGGAACUCAAAGAUAUAACGCCAAAGCACACGUUUCCAUCUUGAGUAAUGUAUCAGCCAUUAUUUUAAGAAGUGUUGUCUGACAUAGGGAUCUUUGCACAAAACAUUCAAGAUGGCAGCGGCAAUGACCGUCACUGAUGUGGUUACAGUUACUCAGCCACAAGUGGAACCAACAUUACAGAUUCGACUUCAGGCACAGACACUCCCAAGACCUCCACCAACCAUGGCACCACAGGCUAGAUUUAGGAAAGGCCUUAAGAUUGACCCAUCUCGGGCUCUGGAGCCCACCAGGAAAAAGUUGUCAACCAUUGAGGCCCAGAGGGUUAUGACAGUGUUUGAGGAAACUAUCAGAAGAGUUGAAGUCAUCACUUUGCUCCCUCAUAUCCUUCAGAACCUUGAUAGGUUUCGCAUUUCUUUUGGUCAAGAGCUGAUUGAACUCCUAGAACAACAUUAUCGAAUCCAGGGAAGUUAUCAGGAGAUACGCGAUAUCUUAGAUCAGCAGUUGGCUAAACGGCUCCGGAGUGGGAAGAGCCGUUCUACACAGGCAGUAGAGGAAGAAGGUCAGGAUGAGCUUGAUAGGGAAGAAACCCAAGGAGAGUCGAUGGUACGACCGUCUAGCGCAUCAAGUGCUGGUUCAUUUGCCAGCAUCGACAGCCAGACUGAAAACAUGAGGAGAAGCCUGACCUAUGUGGCUCAUCAGCUGAGCAGCUCUUGCAAGAACAUUCUACGAUGUUUCAGCAUCAAUCCCACAGCCAUGAAUGCAGUUUCUGCGGAGUUCAAGAAAAGGGAUAUUGAUUGUAAGGCUCUGUGUAGGAAUCUUCAUGAGCUGAAGGAAAUACUUCUUGGCAAGCUUUUAACUACACCAGGAGAGGAGAAAGAAAGGAUGGCAUACCUGGAUGAAAUAUCACAAAGAGAAAGAAAUAAUGCAAUUGUGAUUGAGAAAAUGGAGACAGAAUUGAAGGCUGCAUCAGAUGACAAGGAUGAAGAGAUCCGCAAGAAGAACGAUGUCAUCCGGCGCCUCCAGGCCGACCUGCAUCAGAUAGAAAAGUUCUCCGAGGAGCACAUCCGUCGAGUGAAGACAGAAGCAGAGAAACAAGAAGCUGCUGAUGUGAAGAACAGUGAGGGGAAGAGGCAGAAGCUGCAGCAGGAGAUUAACCAGCUGCGAACACAGCUGCAGAACCUCACCAUGGAACACCGGGAGAGCGAGCAGGAACUCCGCAAGAGAAAGUUCAAGAUAGAAACUGAAGUGGAGAACUGGAUUCAGAAAUAUGACCAGGACAUGGGUGAACGACAGGAUGAGUAUGAGGAGAUUGAUGCCAUCUACACCGAGGAGAAGAAACAGCUGAACGAGUUGGAGGAACGCUUCAAGACCCUGGAGGCCGAGUACUUGCAGAUCAUGGAGGAGAGGAGACUUGCCCGGGAGAAACGCGAGAAGGCCGAGAGAGAACUUGCUCUCAUGGUCAAGGCCGCCACAACCGUCCAGGCAUUCUGGAGGUCAUUCAAAGUCCGAAAAGCCCUCAAGUCCAAGAAGAAGAAGAAGGGUGGUGGUGGGAAGAAGAAGAAGAAGUAGAGGAAGUGGGGAGGAGACAGAUUUGACUUUUAUUAUCCAAAAGUUUAGAGAAAGAUUAAAUCUGCGAAAUUUCAAAUGUUUAUUUUUUGUAUAUAGUUACAUGGGUAUUCAAAUCCUUGGUAAAUACUAACACAUUAUCUUCCAUUUUCGCUUUUUCCUUAUUUUGUACAUACUGUAUAAUACUGAGUUGAUUGAGUAUUUAUUUAUAUUAUAUAUCUAUACCAACAUUUUAUUUGCCAGUAAUACACAUACUAAAUAUUAUCGCAUUUGUAGAGUUAAUCAAGUGUGAUUUGUGUUUAUGAUUUUGUUUUGAAUAAGUUUGUCUCACAUUUUGAUGUAUUAAUCCUCCAACAACUGCCGUCUGAAGUCAGCUGUAUUGAAUAACACUGUUUGGUUGUUUACUUGAUGAACCUAUGUAUAAUUUGUUACAGUAUUGUUAAUCCUUGAUAUCCAUUAUCUGUGAUAAUUCUUCAAACAAAUGACAACUUCCUGUUAUUGGCAGUGAUGGUUGAUGCUGUCUGAAUCCACACAAAAAUGACACGUGAAUGUGCUGUGUUUAAGAACAGGCCACUUAUUAUAUUCCUAAGUCACAGUAUUGCCUCAGUGAUUAAAAUUUUGCAAAAUGU
Messenger RNA from Haliotis rufescens (red abalone), 2396 nucleotides. Its product is annotated as dynein regulatory complex protein 10-like. NCBI's taxonomy places the organism in Eukaryota, Metazoa, Mollusca, Gastropoda, Lepetellida, Haliotidae. The record is from RefSeq and is a predicted model, not a curated record. The transcript has 4 exons. The coding region runs from base 313 to 1770 and encodes 485 amino acids. Gene Ontology annotation, molecular function: protein binding.